GUCGCGUCCGGUCCGGGUAUGCGGGGGGGGGGGGGGGGGGGCAGGCCUCAGGCGUGCAAUUUCCGUGAUACAUCCCAAGCUAGCAGGAGGUCUGAACCGCGUCUGGUCGUUUAGUCUUCGAGCCUAGUUGUGCUCUCGCUUCGUUGACGAUGGAAUGGCGAAGCGAACACCGUUUAUGUCUUUCUGAGACUAGUCAGGCCCGGGCCGCGCCGAGUCUCCGCUCGAUGCUCCGGCCGUCCCAGGCCGUCAACGGCACAAUCUCCUCCAUGCGCACUCGGUAUCGCGCGUCGUCGGAAGCGUGGAACAUGAGGCGAAGGAUAACGACUUCGAGUGUGCGGAAGUCUAUCUUGGGAUCCGUCGCGACGAGACAUCUCCUCCUCGGAGACAUUCAGCCGAUUUUCAUAUUGUUCAUAUUGUCGAUACAGUGGUUCGUUUGUGCCGCCUGCAACGCUGCACGCGAUCCUUUCCAGCUCUAGCCAAGUCCUG
Messenger RNA from Mycena citricolor, 486 nucleotides. NCBI's taxonomy places the organism in Eukaryota, Fungi, Basidiomycota, Agaricomycetes, Agaricales, Mycenaceae. The record is from the annotation of a GenBank genome assembly.